Molecule: messenger RNA, 1422 nt
Organism: Eutrema salsugineum
Lineage: Eukaryota; Viridiplantae; Streptophyta; Magnoliopsida; Brassicales; Brassicaceae
Exons: 3
Coding region: 1-1422 (473 amino acids)
Source: RefSeq, a predicted model, not a curated record
AUGGCUAAAAGUACAAAGUUUAGCUUGAAACUUCUGGUUGAUGAGAAGAGAAACAAAGUUGUGUUGGCUGAGGCAAGUCAAGAUUUUGUGGAUGUGCUCUACGGCCUUUUGACACUCCCUAUGGGGACUAUUGCUAGGUUGCUGGAGAAGCACCAGAAGCUGCCUCAGGUCCUGUGUUGUUACAAGAACCUUAACAAGAGUGUUGCAGAUGUGGUCGUUGAUGAUUUCGAGACCGAGGCUUGCAAGAGCAUGUUGAUGUAUCCAAAGAGUACCAAGGAGAUCCAUUGCAGAAGGCUGAAGCUGAACAUAGAUGAUACUACAGCCACAAAGUUCUUUGUAUGCUCAAAUGUGCAUAGCUGCAAGUCUUACAGCAAUUUUAGCACAUCAAGGUGUAAAUGUGGAUAUUCGAUGGUCCAUCAGGUUCAGGUUCCAGAAGAAGAGCAAUGUGUAGAUGGAUUGUUUGUCAGCUGUCGAUCGUCUUUCAUUAUCACCGAUGAUUUGAAAGUGAGAUUUAACUCUAUUGAUGGCAUUGUCGAAGUUGUUAGUGGCCUAGGAUACUCGUGUUUAAGCGAUUUGCGUGAAAUGCUUGCUGAUGUUGGCUUUGACGAGGUAUUUACCCUGCUGGCAAAUGUAUUCACUUCGGAGUCUCCGUUAACAUGCGCAUUCCUCAGAAAGCAUUGCGUGACAAGAAUGGAUAAACCGUUGUCUCCGGUACUUACAACUGGGAGAGUUGAACAAGCAACACGAUGCUAUGUGAAAGUGUUUGUUCGAAAGUUGGACAGGAAGAUUAUUUAUGCUGAGUGUAGUGAAGACUUUGUUGAUUCUCUUCUCACUUUUCUUGUUUUUCCUCUGGAGUUGGCUGCUUCUUUCUCCAAUGACAAUACCAUUUUGGGAUGUGUCAGGAAUUUGUGUAGAGGUGGGUGUAGAAGAGAGUUGGAUUACCGUAGUCUUCCUCAUUAUUAUACUUGCAGUAAGAAACUGCUUGACAUUCAUAGUUACCCAUCACAAGCAUACGAAUGUAAAGUUUCCCAAUGUUAUCCAUUUCUGUGCGAUUACGAACUUUCCAGGUGGAUUGAUAGAUCUUUGGUUGGGAAAAAUGAAAGAGUUGUUACUGUGAGUCCUAUUGAUCCUAAAAAAUCCAUAUCUGGCACUCCAACGAUAGGGGUAGAUGAUAUUGGGUUUGUGAAGAGACAAACAAAGUUCAUUGUCUCUGAUGAUCUGACUAUCACUCCAAUGAACAAGUUUUCCACCAUUGGCUUGUUAAAGAAGAUGGAGAUUAACAUGAAGGACAUUGAGGCUCAAUCGAUUUGCAUUCACAAAGCAGAGCUCAUCAAUAUUCUAAGCGCAUCCUUGACUUCGUCCUCUGCUUUAACCAAUGGUCUCUCGUACUUGCUUGCAAAGGAGCCAAAGAAAGAAACUUGA